AUGGGACAGUCCGAGUCCACAAUAACUUCCCCCCCCAAAGGCACCUCGAGCAAUCCACUCGAAGACGGCGGAGCGUCCGCGUCCUCCUCCUCCUCCUCCUUCACCACUCGCCAACCCCGGACCGCUACGAAUCUCACGAUGUCGCCCCCCCUUUCUCCUCAACCUCGUCCCAGCGGAGGAACCAAUUCCCAUUGGGAAACUUCCGAAACCGGCGCCUCCCAGGGUUCGGACGGGGAAGUCGUCUGCCACGCCUGCGGCUUUGAAGCCUCUUACGUUCCGGAAGGUAUGUUGCACUGUGAACGCUGCCGGAACGUUUCCUAUUGUUCCCUACAUUGCCAACAGUGGGAUUGGACGUCGGGCGGACACUCCGAUCUCUGUGUCGACGCUCGGUCAACGGCUCACGAAGACAGUACCACCGGGAGUGCCAGCAACAACAACAGUGGCAGUGGAACUACUCGUCCCUCGGAGGAUUCCACCCUCGUCUCCAUGGAUAUAGCCAACGUAUUCGGACCCCGAAGUGUCGGAUCUGCCUCCACUCCCGCACCCGCCCCCGUGAAUCGAGGUGUCCAGCGGAGACCGGAAACGAAGGAAGGCGGCCUCGGGGCCUACCUCCACGCGCACACCCCGCGUACCACCCCACCAACUCCACUCGCAUCCCGGUACAAUUCUCCCAACGACCAGGACCUCGACGACGAUGAUCCGAACGAGGGGUCCAUUGUAUUAGUAUCGGACUCGGAAAGUACCGACAUUCUCGGAAUGAUUCAGGAAGAAUCCGAAGGAAACGAAGAACCGGAAUUGCAAGGUUCCUGGCGAUCACGGGACAAUCCGUUCCACAAAUCCGCUUUGGGAGAAACCUCGUACGACUCGGAACGGGACGAACGGGAACUCAUUCUCGCCACGGCCCCCGCUGCGACGGUCCGGGACGCCCACGAACACGCUCAAAACAACAACAAUAACACCGUCACCGCAACGGCAUCUUUCGCCAGCCCUCAACGAGAUUCGCUCAAGGCCUUUCGGGCCGUAGCGUCCGAAACCACCAACGUAGAGAGCCACGGCAAACAUAGCCUCAAAGGCUUUCGACACGCCUACGAUGAUGCCCCGUCGAAAGAAAAGAUCGCUUUCUCACACACACUCAUCCGCCACAGUGAUACGGCCGAUGACACCAUGAGUACCACAGGAUCUCAUCCUGGCCAAGUGAAUGAGGCUACUGCGAACAGGACAAACCAGAACGCGACCGCCGUCACGAAUUUGGCCCUCAAAACUAGCAUCAACAAAGCUUUGCGAGAUUUCGAACGCUUGUAUGGAGAGGAAGCCGCACAGCUGGCUGUAUUGCAACUCACCCAAGGUCUAAUUACUGAAGACGACGUUAUUGAACAAGCCAGUCAAAGUCCGGACGAGUCAGAACAGUACAAUGAAACCACAACCGAGUCUGGGGACUCAUCCCCAGCAGAUCCGAAAAGUUCACCAACGAUUGUAGACCAGAGCCUGUCAAGUUGGGGCUUGUCCGGCAUAGCGUCGACUGAGGGGUUGGACAAGCCAUCCGCGCACAGCACAUCGUCCCUGAUCACAGAAAAUAUGUCUCGGGACUCCAAAAAUGCUGCUACCUUAUCGUCAUCCUCGUCGUCGCAACAGAAUGCGUUGGCCUUUGCAAGUCCUCAUUCCGUUGGGGCCACCACCACAGCCGCAUCUACGGCUCCGCUUUUGACACCCGCUGAGCCAGAAGACGAAAGUGCUUGCAGUGACGGAUCCUUGUGCACACCUACUGAAUCGUCGGUACAAGCAAAGCCAUUUACGGUCCAUACCCCCCGGUAUCUUCAGUACCGCAAUUCCUUGUCCAAAUCUACCGCCAAAAGUGGUUUGCCAGGAACGACAGCUGUAAGAGUUGCACACGACAGUGAUACAAUUAAAACCCAGGAUACAAAGAAUCGUGCAAACCGACAAAAGGAGCCUACCCAGAACGGAGCUGCCUUGGUCGGUGAAAUAAUAGAAGGUGCCGCUGCCGUGGGCACCAAAAGGACACUUAGCCCCAAUGACCCACCAGAGCAGCUAAGGGAAGCGUCACGAGUCGUGCCGCCUCCUGCGAUUGUGGCGACUCCGACGGAGACGUCUAACCAAGAUUUUCCACCGUCUAUUCAUGAAGAGAAGAUCGCAUUAUCCAUGCCCCGUUACCUGACGUAUCGCUCGUCGCUGGCCAGAUCAGUCGACAGAAAAAGCUUUUCUGUCCAGCUUUCUGCGCAAGAACUUGAAUCCUAUGAAGUUGGCCAGUUAAGAAUGCCGGGCAAUGGAAAACACAAUAAUUCCGAUGUUCCGGCGGUAGUCGCUACGGUUCAGGACAACAUACAUGAAACGGAAAGGGCCAAGACGGCGACGGUAGCUGCCGAGAUGUCGAGCAAUUACGAACUGGGGAAUAAUGAAUUCAGGCAAUCUUUGUCUCCAUCGCAGGUAGAAGUUGAGGCUAAUAAGAUGAGCGAUAGUACAGGACUUGCCGAUGCUAUUGGCGGAAUUGCAGCCUUGGGGUCGGGGGCUGUUGCUCUGGCAAGCACGAAGAAAAAUUCUGACAAUAACCAGGUAAUAUCCAAUGUGUUGCUUGCAGAUUCAGAGCUGGGUCUGGAAUCCCAGAUGGUGCCGAUCAUGCGAAAACUGUCACCGAAUGCUAUUAAGGAAGGGGCACCGUCUCGUGCGGAGAGCUUUUACUCUCGCUAUCGGGCCUCGUUGGCUCAGAGACUUUCCCAACUCUUUAUUGUAGAAGAUGCGAUGUUGUCUGGCGAUGACUCGGACGAUUCUUUGAAUGCCGACGAAGAGCGAGAACUCACAGACCAGCUUUCUUCGUAUUUGGAGAAGGGGAAUUCCAAAAGAACCAUUGAAGAGAAUGCAUCUCGACCCGGCGCUUUGGGACACAAGAGCUACGAUGGAAUGAACAGCUCCUGGAGUGGUUUCGACGAAGAAAAUUCUGUGGACGCAAACAUCGACGGCUCUCGCAGCAGCGAAGUCUGCGAGCGAAAAUUUCAGACAGCCUUGGUUACUGACGCGGGUGCAAUCAAUUUGCGAGAAGCUCGAGAAAGCGCUCGAGCUGAACAAGCUCGAAAAAUUGAGCUUGCCAGAUCAAGCUCCAAACAAGUCAUGUACCAGUCCGUAUCUCAAGACUCGAAACCCUCCAAAAUGACAGAGAGGCGCGCAGCUCCUCUCACAGUAACCAGGAAUCAAGAAAGUUAUAGUGAGAAGCGGAUAAGCCGAAGCAAUUCCAGCUCUUCUGUAGAAGAUGCUGAGACUGCGUUAUCUGCAAAACGAAGAGCGCCAGCCCCCAUCAGUAGUCAAUGUUUUGCUCCGAAAGUAGCAGAGUACAGAAAUCGGAAACGUUGUGCGAUGCUCGGCUUCAUUUUCCUUCUCGUGGUACUUCCUCUCGCAAUUGGACUUGGGGUUGGACUUCGUGGAAGCAAUAAAAAUCGCUCGACUAACUUUCUACCAGACACACAACCCCCAGCAGGAUCAAACCCAACUCCCUCGCCUGACACGCAAGAACCUACGAAUUUUCUGCGUACGCGGGCGCCCUCGCAGUCAACGGACGAUACACCAGGAUCACCGACCAUUAAUGCUCCUACGCAAAGCCCAACAGCUCCACGAAUGGAAACCCCCAUCGUUUUGCCAAUUGAAUCUCCUUCACCUUCCAAUCUCAACCCGGUAUCUUCGUUGGUUCCCUCCAUCGCGCCCACUCCAACAGUUUCUCUAUCAAACGCUCCUAAUAUCAUGGAUUCAUCCCAAGCCCCAACGGUACUGUUGCUAAACCAAGAGCUCUUCAGGAUGCUAAGCGAUUUGUCUGAGGACAAUGGAGCAAGCAUCCUUCGCCCCUUCACACCGCAGCGCCGAGCGUUCGAAUGGCUUGCAUCUACUUCAGACCUCGACACUUUGUCCAACACACGAAAGGUUCAGCGAUUUUCUUUGUCUGUGUUCUUUUUUACUUCGAAUGGUAGCCUUUGGCGUAACAAUUCUGGAUGGCUAACAGAAAGUGAUGAAUGCACAUGGUACUCGAGGUCUGGGCGCACAACUUGCGAUGGCAGUGGAGUAUACCUGCACUUGGAAUUGGGAGACAACGAUGUGGCAGGAAGAAUUGCCACAGAAAUUGGUUUGUUGACAGGACUUCGACGUUUGGACUUGACAGGUGGUAGUGGAAGUCGCUUGAGCAGCACACUACCAACGGAGCUCGGAGUACUUUCCGACCUUGAGUUUAACAAGUUUGUGACCACUUCUCGAAUCGAUUACCAAAGUUUUACUUGGAUUGCGGAGGUAGUCCCGCCAAGUUGUCUUGCCCGCCAGGAACUUGUUGUACUUACUGCUGCGAAGAAAGCACUGGAUGCGAGAAUAAAUGUGAAAAUUUGUAAACUGAAAAUAGUAAGGGUCAGGAUCGUUGGUGCGCUUGAACCACUAAUGUCUAACAAAAAAGCAAGCCUUGACAUUAAGGUUGACUGUGAAGUGGACGAUGAUGGAGCUAAUUACGAGUGA
Messenger RNA from Phaeodactylum tricornutum CCAP 1055/1, 4497 nucleotides. RefSeq lists its product with no specific name. NCBI's taxonomy places the organism in Eukaryota, Bacillariophyta, Bacillariophyceae, Surirellales, Neidiaceae. The transcript has 4 exons. The coding region runs from base 1 to 4497 and encodes 1498 amino acids. The record is from RefSeq and is a predicted model, not a curated record.